CCUUCUCUCUUCUUUAAUUACACACACACACACACACACACAACCUACUCCUUUCUUUUGUCAAUCUCUCUUUUUGAAGCCCACAUAAAAAGUUUUUUGAGUCCAUACCAUUCGAGAUUUGCAGUUUUUGAGAGAUUCUUGAAUGGUCUUGGCUUCUGGUCAAUGCAAUAGGUUCCGGUUUUGGAAGUUCUAACUAGUUUUUAGACCAAGUUUUUUUUUCUUGUUGAAUUCACUAUCUAAAUUUGCAUUUAAGGCAAAUUUCUGGCUUCUGGGUAUUGGUUAAAUUCUUGUGACUAAAUUCUGAGGGGGUUAGUGGGGGUUUAAUACUUUGAUCAUAAGAAAGUCGAGUUUCAAAGGAAAAUGAUUCAGUUCUACAAUGGGUACAACCUGUGGAAGUUGUGCUUGAUUCUUGGUAGAUUGAGAUAAUGGGAGGGGCUUCACUGCCACCGGGAUUUCGUUUUCAUCCAACUGAUGAGGAAUUGGUAGGGUAUUACCUGCAUAGGAAAGUUGAAGGGCUUGAAAUUGAGCUUGAAGUGAUCCCCGUGAUCGAUUUGUACAAAUUCGAUCCAUGGGAGUUGCCAGAGAAGUCAUUCCUGCCGAAACGAGAUAUGGAAUGGUUCUUCUUCUGUCCCAGGGAUCGUAAGUAUCCCAAUGGUUCGAGAACAAAUAGAGCCACUCAAGCUGGCUACUGGAAGGCUACUGGCAAAGACCGGAAAGUUGUCUGUCAAUCUGCCGUGACUGGGUAUAGAAAGACUCUCGUUUUCUAUCGCGGACGGGCUCCUUUAGGAGACAGGACAGACUGGGUAAUGCAUGAGUAUCGCCUCUGCGAUGAUCUUUCUCAAGGAUCACCCAAUUUUAAGGGUGCUUUUGCUUUGUGCCGUGUUGUUAAAAAGAAUGAGCAAGGUUUGAAGAUGAGUGAUCCACAAGGUGAGCCUAAAGCCAAAAAGGUCGGAAGUAGCUCGAGCAAUGUGGAUUUCACCUCUAAUGUAGUCUCGAACGAGCCUUCGAACAUCUCAUUUGGCAUGUCUUCUCAAGCAAGUUACCUGUAUAACAAUGGGAAUCAAUAUUCAACUCCUAUUGCGUCUCCUUAUCAAGUCACAACAGUGUCAGAACUUGAGCCAGCUGCUUCACUGGAAAGCAAUCCUCCAAGCCAUUGGAUCUCACCCGAACUAAUUCUUGAUUCCUCAAAGGACUAUCCACAAGUACAUGAAGCUGCAUCUCAAUACUUUCCACAGUAUGAGUAUCCAAGCUCCAUGAAUACAUGGCAGCCAGACACACAGGGAGAAUUCUCGCCGGGUUCAUCAUACUCGAAUUUUACAGGAGAAAUUGAGCUUGCCGAUGAUCUCAGUCACAUUGGGUUCAUGUCACCUUACUCAGAACAUGGAAACUACAUGGGUUUUGGUGGGAAUGAUGACAUGCACUAUCAAGGAUCAGAGAAUUGGAACAAAGCUCCAAUUUGCAGGCAAGCAAGUGGAGAUGGGAGUUUGGGGGAAUAUGGCGGUCUUUGGUCGCAGGAAGACAACAUGGUGAUUGUGAUCUAGGGGUGUACCUCGAGCAAAACAAUCAAGAAGGGGGGUCUCCAAGACAACGCCUUUUAAUGUUUGUUCUUGGGAGGGAAAUAAAGAAUAAAUCCCCUUCCUAUGACUUGUGUUUGGUUAUGUUAUCUUGUUUAGUAGCUAAAUGUUAUUUCAGUUCCUGUUUAUUUAAGUAAGGCUGCACUCCCCCCCGGUGGUAAUCACUUUUAUAGAUUUCACUAGGAGUUGGUUAAUGUCAGUUUGAAUUGUCUACUCUAUGGCUUUAAGUAAGCUUUUUUCAUGGAAGAAGCUUUGAUGUUGUAUAA
Molecule: messenger RNA, 1840 nt
Organism: Populus nigra (black poplar)
Lineage: Eukaryota; Viridiplantae; Streptophyta; Magnoliopsida; Malpighiales; Salicaceae
Product: NAC domain-containing protein 71-like
Exons: 6
Coding region: 426-1541 (371 amino acids)
Biological process (GO): regulation of DNA-templated transcription
Molecular function (GO): DNA binding
Source: RefSeq, a predicted model, not a curated record